AUGCCUGCUCUCCAGUCCUGUUUCGUCAGAGUGAUGGUUGUUCUCAACUUAGGCAUGGCUGCAGCCGGCCUUCAGCGUGGUUGGCAGCAUGCUACUGCAACGUUUUACGGCGAUAUUAAUGGUGAUGAAACCUUACAGGGAGCUUGUGGAUAUGAAAAUGUUAUUAAACAAGGGUACGGGCUUCAAACAACAGCAUUAAGCGAGGCAUUGUUCAACAAAGGACGUACUUGCGGAGCUUGUUUCCAAAUAGUGUGUUACUCUUCAAAAUGGUGUAAGAACGGUGCGGGAGCAAUCCGAGUCACAGCUACCAACUACUGCCCUCCAAGCUACGAUGAGAAAGCUCCUUGGUGCAACCAACCUCGCAAGCACUUCGAUCUAUCCAUGCCUAUGUUCUUGAACAUUGCAGAAUACAAAGCAGGAAUUGUGCCGGUUCUCUAUCGCCGAGUUAAGUGCCGAAAGAAUGGUGGUAUUAGGUUUCUGUUGAAGGGAAAUCAAGGUUGGUUGCUUGUGCUAGUGUACAAUGUUGGUGGUGAUGGACAGGUUGUUGGUGUGAAGAUAAAGAGUUCAAGGACUGAUUGGAUACAAAUGGAACGUAAUUGGGGGGUAAACUGGCAGGUAGUCGGCGAUACAGUGCCGAAGUUACAGGGGCAGAGCUUGUCUUUCCAAGUUACCGCAAGGAAUGGUCGAAUGGUGCAGUCGGACAAUGUCGUCCCGAAGGGUUGGCAACUGGGGAAGACAUACGAGGGAAGAAACUUUUAG
This is a messenger RNA of Fragaria vesca subsp. vesca, 759 nucleotides long. Its product is annotated as expansin-A25-like. Gene Ontology annotation, cellular component: extracellular region. Gene Ontology annotation, biological process: plant-type cell wall organization. Bases 1 to 759 code for a protein of 252 amino acids. The record is from RefSeq and is a predicted model, not a curated record. Lineage: Eukaryota; Viridiplantae; Streptophyta; Magnoliopsida; Rosales; Rosaceae. The transcript is spliced from 2 exons.